CAUCAAUGUCAGACGAACUUGUCAAGCAAUCAACUUGCAAACACUGGCAAGUCACCUUAGAAAAGGUAGCUUGUUCAAUGACCCUUUGAAAGAGACUUGCAAUGCCUCGACUGUCUAAACAAGAGCGAGAGGAAGUGAAAGAAAUGCUAGACAAAGGUUACUCCCAGUAUGAAGUUUCUAAAAAAAUGAAAACAUCUCGGAGUACAAUUCACCGAUUAGUCAGUAGGUUAAAAACAACAGGGUCAACUGAUGACCUGCCACGCACAGGGCGACCUCGGAUCAUCCCGACCCAAGAUCAGUCAUGGCUAGAAUGUGCUGGUGAGGAGAGACCCUUUGUUUGUACAGAGUGUGGUAAAACUUUUAAACACUUCCACAAUCUCAAGAACCAUUUAAAGACUCAUGGAGAUGAACGUCAAUACCAGUGUGAUCAGUGUGGCCGUGGUUUUAUUAGUUCUGCUAAUUUCAAGCGACACAUGCGUACUCAUACUGGAGAAAAACCUUAUAUUUGUGAAUACUGUGCUCGAGGUUUUGCUGACUUGUGCACAAUGAAGACACACAUUCGUACUCACACGGGAGAACGUCCUCACAAAUGUCACCUUUGUGGGAAGGCCUGUACAACAGCUGGCAAUCUCCACGCUCAUAUGAAGGUACACAGGGAUAAGAAGGGAGGGGAGGUACCACGUCCCUUAUUUGUGAAACCCCCUAGGUACAAAUCUAUCCCUAUCUUUCCACAGAUGGAACUGUUGAAAGCUAGAAACCAACAAGUACUGAAAGAAGAGUCAGAUAUUGCUGAUGAUAGUGAAGCAUUUGAUGAAGAUAAGACUGCCAAAGAAGAGGAUGUAUCUAAUGAGGAUGGCUUUGAGGACCACCAAGAUGAGGACAAUCCACAUAUGCUCAGUGUGGACAUGUCUUCCAGUUCUGUAACUGAAUUUCAAGAGGAUCUGCCAGCAAAAAUUGAAGAAAAUCCUGAUGGUUUUGAUGAUAAUCUGUCCUCUGAUAAACCUAAAGACAUGGACUUUCAGAAGAGGUUCUAUCAAGCAAUUACAGUAUCUACAGAUGGGGAACAACUUAUUCCUGUUGACCAUAUCAAGAAAGAACCAGACUUUGAUGAAGAAAGACAACAGGGUCAACUGAUGACCUGCCACGUACAGGGCGACCUCGGGUCAUCCCAACCCAAGAUCAGUCAUGGCUGGAGUGUGCUGGCGAGGAGAGACCCUUUGUUUGUACAGAGUGUGGUAAAACGUUAUAAACACUUCCACAAUCUCAGGUACCAUUUAAAGACUCAUGGAGACAAACUUCAAUACCAGUGUGAUCAGUGUGGCCACGGUUUUAUUAGUUCUACUACUUUCAAGCGACACAUGCGCAUUCAUACUGGAGAAAAACCUUAUAUUUGUGAAUACUGUGCUCGAGGUUUUGCUGACUUGUGCACAAUGAAGACACACAUUCGUACUCACACGGGAGAACGUCCUCACAAAUGUCACCUUUGUGGCAAGGCCUGUACAACAGCUGGCAAUCUCCACGCUCAUAUGAAGGUGCACAGAGAUAAGAAAGGAGGGGAGGUACCCCGUCCCUUAUUCGUGAAACCCCCUAGGUACAAAUCUAUCCCUGUCUUUCCACACAUGGCACUGUUGAAAGCUAGAAACCAACAAGUACUGAAAGAAGAGUCAGAUAUUGCUGAAGCAUUUGAUGAAGAUAAGACUGCCAAAGAAGAGGAUGUAUCUAAUGAGGACGGCCUUGAGGACCACCAACAUCAGGACAAUCCACAUGGGCUCAGUGUGAACAUGUCUUCCAGUUUUGUAACUGAAUUUCAAGAGGAUCUGCCAGCAAAAAUUGAACAAAAUCCUGAUGGUUUUGAGGAUAAUCUGUCCUCUGAUAAACCUAAAGACAUGGACUUUCAGAAGAGGUUCUGUCAAGCAAUUGCAGCAUCUUCAAAAUUUCAACUGCCUAUUCCUGUUGACCAUAUCAAGAAAGAACCUGAUUUUGAGGAAGAGAUGAACAGACUUGCGAUGCCUCGACUGUCUAAAGAACAGAGAGAGGAAGUGAAGAAAAUGCUGGACAAAGGUUACUCCCAGACUGAAAUUUCUAAAAAAAUGAAAACAUCUCAGAGAACAAUUCACCGAUUAGUCAGCAGGUUAAAAACAACAGGGUCAACUGAUGACCGCCCACGCACAGGGCGACCUCGCGUCAUCCCAACCCAAGAUCAGUCAUGGCUAGAAUGUGCUGGUGAGGAGAGACCCUUUGUUUGCUCAGAGUGUGGUAAAACUUUCAAACGCUUCAACAAUCUCAAGAACCAUUUAAAGACUCAUGGAGAUGAACGUCAAUACCAGUGUGAUCAGUGUGGCCGUGGUUUUAUUAGUUCUGCUAAUUUCAAGCGACACAUGCGUACUCAUACUGGAGAAAAACCGUAUAUUUGUGAAUACUGUGCUCGAGGUUUUGCUGACUUGUGCACAAUGAAUGCACACAUUCGUACUCACACGGGAGAACGUCCUCACAAAUGUCACCUUUGUGGGAAGGCCUGUACAACAGCUGGCAAUCUCCACGCUCAUAUGAAGGUACACAGAGAUAAGAAAGGAGGCGAGGUACCACGUCCCUUAUUUGUGAAACCCCCUAGGUACAAAUCUAUCCCUGUCUUUCCACAGAUGGCACUGUUGAAAGCUAGAAACCAACAAGCAUUGAAAGAAGAGUCAGAUAUUGCUGAUGACAGUGAAGCAUUUGAUGAAGAUAAGACUGCCAAAGAAGAGGAUGUAUCUAACGAGGAUGGCCUUGAGGACCACCAACAUCAGGACAAUCCACAUGGGCUCAGUGUGAACAUGUCUUCCAGUUUUGUAACUGAAUUUCAAGAGGAUCUGCCAGCAAAAAUUGAACAAAAUCCUGAUGGUUUUGAGGAUAAUCUGUCCUCUGAUAAACCUAAAGACAUGGACUUUCAGAAGAGGUUCUGUCAAGCAAUUGCAGCAUCUUCAAAUUUUCAGCUGCCUAUUCCUGUUGACCAUAUCAAGAAAGAACCUGAUUUUGAGGAAGAGAGAAACUGAUGUGGCUGUUCCCUGAGUGCCAAACAUUUUUCUUGUCAUGUGUGUCUAGGUCUGAGUGACUGCAAUAAGCUGUAGUCUUGUAGUUCCAUGCUUGUGGGUUUCUUUAAGGAAUAUGAUCUGCAUUACUGAGAAUGUAGUCCAAUAUUAAGCUGAGAAUAUAACAGAGACAACCUCUGUAGUCUAGUGGGAAAACAGCCCCUCCCAGAGAGAGGAAGGUCGAUGGUUGAUACUCUAGUGCCCCAUACCACACUACAUUAAAGGUGAUACUUGUUGUUGCUAGUGGUGGCAAUUGGUUAAAAGCUCAAAAUUGGUGACUGGUUGAUUACAACCGAUCAAUCAUUGAAAAUAAUCGGUUAGUGUCAUUUAUCAAAUGUUCCUGUUGUGGUUGCUAAUGCACACACAAAAAAUGUUAUUCUUUUGGGUUUUUUGCAAAUCGCACAAAAUGCAGGGAUGAGAAUUUUCCACGGAUCCGCGGAGUUCCAUGAAUUUCAUAAGGCCAAGGGUAAUUAUUGUCAGUCGUCUAAAUCUGUAUAAUUUGGCCUCGAUUUGGCCCCCAGCUAGUUUUCAGAGUUUUUCUCAAAACUUCAUUCUCAUCCCUGAAAAUGUCUCUGCAAAUUUCACAUCUUUAAGGAUGACUAGUAUGUUAGGAACAUAAAUAUCCUGGAGUCUUUAAGAUAAAUUCUUUCAUGACUUGGAAAUAGCUUGUAGUGCUAAUUAAAUGUAAAUUUAAUGACAGACCAAACCAACCUUGUGAGUGGUGUCCAUCUUAAACAGGUGUGUGGUGUCUCAGUGGGCUGGCAUUAUAAUCAGUCAUUAGUCCUGAAUAGCACAAGCAGCCAUGCAUACACAUGACUAUAGAAGUGCAAUAAUUUUGAACAUGACAUUAAACCCGAUUUGUCCUUGCCUGACAUGACUGAAAUACUAUUUAAAGCAAUUCUAAACAAUGCUGGUUCAAUGUAACUAAAAGCCUGAACUUCAGGCCAUGCUUUGAGUCAAGGUUCUCACCAGGCUUGCACAGCAACUGGUCUGCUAGUCAAAGUAGUGACUAGUAAUUUACUUCAAAAUGGCAUUACAUAAACAACUAGUCAAUGUAAAUUGUUAACCAGAAUUUAAAAUUUAAGCAUAAAAGUGUAGUCUCCCAUGUAAUGGUUGAUCAGAAUUUUUUAAGACCUUUCAUAAAGUGGAUGUCAAGUCUUCAGACAGAGAGGUUUGUAUUCUGGGAACGAACUGACAAUUGUGCAUGUGUGUUUGUCAAGGUGAUGCAUGUGAAGUGUCACCUUGGAAUAGAAGGAGAGUAGAAGGUCAUGGUCAGAUCUGCUGUCUCACCUUAAAUGAUGUUACUUGUUGUUUCCCUGCCUGGUUCUUGGCAUUAAGGAGAUAAAACAAGGAUUGGUCGGCUCAUGGUAAGUAUAUCAAGUGGAGUAUCAAUGUUACAUCGUGGAAUGGAAUCUAGUUAGCUUGUACUAUAAACUGACAUUAGUCUAUACAAGUUCAAGCAGCCCGAUUGUUAAAAAUGGUCAUUGGACAGAUUUGUCUUUUGACCAAUAUAUUUAAGCUUGAAGUGUCAUAAUUUAAAUCAAGUUAAUUUUUGGUUUGGUUUUGUAUUUAUUUAGUUAUUGAUCAUGAAGGUGAGAUUUGGAAUUUGAAAACAUAAAUCAUCUGAUUGUUGAGUUGUUUAUCAUCAGCUGGUGACACACUGUUUCUGGAGAUGAUUGAGUUCAGUAUGCUGGGCAUCUGGCACUAAUGUCCAUGAUGAUUUGUUGUUAUUUGUGAAUCAAGACUGUUUUUGUGUGUACAUGUCAGAUGUGUAUAUUUUGCAACCAGUAUUAUUUAUGUACACUGUUUUCAUUGUGCAGUAAAGUGAAUCUGUCAA
This is a messenger RNA of Haliotis rubra (blacklip abalone), 4902 nucleotides long. RefSeq names its product zinc finger protein 14-like. Lineage: Eukaryota; Metazoa; Mollusca; Gastropoda; Lepetellida; Haliotidae. The coding region runs from base 102 to 3029 and encodes 975 amino acids. The transcript is spliced from 4 exons. The record is from RefSeq and is a predicted model, not a curated record. Gene Ontology annotation, cellular component: nucleus.